This is a messenger RNA of Glossina fuscipes, 1345 nucleotides long. Its product is annotated as thioredoxin-related transmembrane protein 2 homolog. Lineage: Eukaryota; Metazoa; Arthropoda; Insecta; Diptera; Glossinidae. The transcript has a single exon. The record is from RefSeq and is a predicted model, not a curated record. Gene Ontology annotation, molecular function: disulfide oxidoreductase activity. Bases 130 to 975 code for a protein of 281 amino acids. Gene Ontology annotation, cellular component: membrane-bounded organelle.
GAAGAAAUUUUGAAAAACUGCUAACGUUUACCUUCGCUCAAACACGGAAAUUAUUAAUUAAACUUGGCGCAUCUAUUUGUUAUUGUUGAAAUAAGAAAAAUAACAACUGCAAGUGUUCUUCCGAGCAAUAUGUCGAUGGGAAAACAGUUUCGUACUUUAGCUCAACCAUACUAUUGGAUGAAUAUUUUAAUGGCAUUGUCGUAUUUGCUUGCCAAAAAAACCAAGCCUAUCUGUUCCAUGGUGUUUGCAGGCGAUGAUAUGUGUGAACUGGAUAGCAGGGAAAACGAAAUUUUGUUUUUCCUAUUAAUAGUAAUAAUGAUACGGUCAAGAAAAACAGGCAGUGUGAACAUGAUAAAUUAUUUGUCGUCGUCAUUUAUAUAUACCAAGGUUGCUAAUGCUAUACUAUGGGCUUACAGCGAUUUUCGUUACGGUCUUGCUUUUCUGUUGUUGUGCAUAUUAGUUGGAAUGCUAUUACCAGAGCCAACCUACAAAGGUCCCGAGCAUAUUACUUACUUUCGGACAAUUCAAGCCUUUGAAGAUGAAUUGGCGCAAAAUAAACGCAUCAAUUGGUUGGUGUGUUUCUACACUGUAUGGAAUCCGAAUUGCGUAAAUUUUGCGCCUAUUUUUGCUGAACUCUCAGCAGAAUAUAAUUUUGAUACUUUGAAAUUUGGCAAAUUUGAUAUCGGCCGUUUUCCGGAGAUAGCACAAAAGUAUCGCAUUUCGGAUAGUAGUUUGUCACGGCAACUUCCCACCGUAAUACUUUUCAAGAAUGGCAAAGAAGUAGAACGUCAUCCAAAAGUAGACGCCAAAGGAAAGUUAUUAAAAUUCUUUUUCUCGGCUGAUAAUGUUCGAGCUAGCUUUGAUCUGAAUAAUCUGUAUAAACAGUGUGUCGAAGAUAAACUGAAACAAUCCAAACCACAACAAAUUAUGAAUAGUACCACUAAUACUAUAGCUGCCAUAAAGAAGACGCAAUAAAUGUUUCAACGUUGUAUAGCAUUCAAUCGGAAAUAUUAUCAUCGUUUAUAUAAUAUUCGGCGUGGAAAAAAUUAUUUCAUUACUCAUUACGCGUAUGUUAUUAAACAUUUGAGUGGCUUUUUAAGCGCGAAUUUUGACAAAAGUGGUAGCGGGAAUUUUUGUCUAUUUUACAUGCUAUCAGUUUUUGUGUAUAUACAUUGUUAAGAAUGUUAUUAUUCUUCUUAUGUUGCUUGUUAUUCUACGUUUCCUUUGUUUUCUCUGUUGUGCUAAAAAUGAAACCCUUAAUCGGGUUUUUAAGUCAGUAGAUUAUUAAUUUUUAAUAGUUGUAAAGUUGCAUUUUCUUGUCUAUUUUAAUAAAUUAUCUGCCAUA